Molecule: messenger RNA, 735 nt
Organism: Huiozyma naganishii CBS 8797
Lineage: Eukaryota; Fungi; Ascomycota; Saccharomycetes; Saccharomycetales; Saccharomycetaceae
Exons: 1
Coding region: 1-735 (244 amino acids)
Source: RefSeq, a predicted model, not a curated record
AUGGUAAAUAAGAUUCGCUCCAUCUUCUAUAAGGAGGCAAUCACGAAUAACAAAAACAUACAGGCCAACUUUGAGUUCAUCAAAGCUUAUCAGAAAGAGCUGGAUAAUCUUGUCAAGAUGAAGGUAUAUAACCCAAAGAUAAAGAUUCCAAAAGGAGAAGUUCACAAGGAUGAAAUCGAGCCCAUAAAUACCACUUUUAACAUUAGGCGAGAUAAAACGCGCAAGGCACGGAUUGUAUGCCGAGGUGAUCUCCAAUCUGAAUCCAGCUACAGUAAUAUUGAAACAUCAAUACUAAACAUGAACUCGUUGAAAAUGCUACUGAUUUUGGCCAAUAAUAAUAACCUAAGAUUGAGGACACUAGAUAUCAAUCAUGCCUUUUUAUACGCAUCUAUUGAUGAAAAUUUCUUCAUUACUCACCCGAAUGAUAGUAGGAUGGUGACACCAUUACACAAAGCGUUAUAUGGACUAAAACAAAGUCCAAAACGCUGGAAUGAUACGCUAAAACGAUUCAUGAACAGUAUUGGAAUGCAUGACUCAGUUUCUUCACAUGGGUUAUACGUAUCUAAAAAUGGAAAAGUAAUGAUAGCAGCUUAUGUUAAUGAUUGCAUUACUGCAGGACAGGAUGAGAAAGAUAUUGACAGUCUUGUUAGUCAAUUACAACAUGAGUACUCAUUUCAAAUCAUCGGCACUAUGGAAAACGGAAAGUUGGACACCAAUACCCUGGGAUUGGAUUAA